Molecule: messenger RNA, 1095 nt
Organism: Manacus vitellinus (golden-collared manakin)
Lineage: Eukaryota; Metazoa; Chordata; Aves; Passeriformes; Pipridae
Gene: ARID3C
Product: AT-rich interaction domain 3C
Exons: 7
Coding region: 1-1080 (359 amino acids)
Biological process (GO): regulation of transcription by RNA polymerase II
Cellular component (GO): nucleus
Molecular function (GO): DNA binding
Source: RefSeq, a predicted model, not a curated record
AUGGUCACUCAGGCGCUGUGCUGGAAUCAGGCGAGCUCUGACUUUCGCACGGAGCCGGCACUUCACGUCCCUGGCCUCUACGAACUGGAUGAGGACCCAAAACGCAAGGAGUUCCUGGAUGACCUCUUUGGUUUCAUGCAGAAGAGAGGGACACCAGUGAACCGCAUCCCCAUCAUGGCCAAGCAAGUGCUGGACCUGUACACCCUGUACCGGCUGGUGACAGACAAGGGUGGCCUGGUCGAAGUCAUCAACAAGAAGAUCUGGCGGGAGAUCACCAAGGGCCUCAACCUACCUACCUCCAUCACCAGCGCUGCCUUCACCCUCCGCACACAAUACAUGAAGUACCUGUAUCCCUACGAAUGUGAGAAGCGGGCACUCAGCUCUCCCGGGGAGCUCCAAGCUGCCAUUGACAGCAACCGCCGGGAGGGACGGAGGCAGACCUUCGGCACAGCACUCUUCAACUACUCGCCAGCCAGCACCCAAACCCUGCUGGGCGCGCCCAAAAUGCCUCUACCAGCUCUCAGCAUCUCCACACACACCUGUGGCCAGCUCAGCCAAGUGCAUGGUGUUAAGAAAGAGGACGGCAUGCUGACGGCAGCAGUGCCGGGGCGCAUCGCUAUCCCCGUGGGACUGGCUGGUCACCACCUCACAGCAGCUCAAGCAGCAGCUGCCUCGCAGGCAGUGGUGCUGGAGCAGCUCCGGGAGAAGCUGGAGACGGGGGAGCCCCCGGAGAAGAAGGUGGCCCUGACAGCAGAGGAGCAGCAGCGGCUGGUGCAACACGCACUGCAGCACAACCUCCUGGCUGUGGCCUCCCAGUUCCCUAUGAACGUCAAGAUCUCCAACCGAGAUGACAGACAGGAGACCGCAUUGAACCUGUCCACCAACGGCAUUAGCAGUAUCAACAUGUCAAUAGAAAUAAAUGGAGUUGUCUACACAGGUGUCCUGUUCGCCCGCCGGCCCUCAGCUGCCCCGGCACCUGGUGGAGGGAGCACCCAGACCCGUCCGAACCCCAUGCCUGCCCCAAACCCCCUGCUCCCACCCUCCUCUCACAGCCACACUCCCACCAGCGCCUCACCGUAAGGCAGAGGCCUGAGA